Molecule: messenger RNA, 711 nt
Organism: Sinocyclocheilus rhinocerous
Lineage: Eukaryota; Metazoa; Chordata; Actinopteri; Cypriniformes; Cyprinidae
Product: chromobox protein homolog 1-like
Exons: 6
Coding region: 157-711 (184 amino acids)
Cellular component (GO): nucleus
Source: RefSeq, a predicted model, not a curated record
UGGGCGUGAAUAACAGCCACAUUCAGCAGCAUCACAGCACAGUAGACGUCUGUAAUUAAUCACUGCAACCUAUUCAUUUCGGAUUUAAAUACAUGCAGAUCAGCUUUAUUUCAUCUUUAUCUCAGCGAGAUACAACUGUUAAGAACCCUUGGAAAUAUGAGCCAAACGUCAGAGCCUUCAGACGAUGCUGCUGUGACUGAAGCUCCAGUUACUCAAUCUGAAACCAAGCAAUCAGCAGCAGGGAAGAAACAGAACAAAAAGAAAGUGGAGGAAGUGGUGGAGGAAGUAGAAGAGGAGUAUGUUGUGGAGAAGGUCCUGGAUCGGCGUGUGGUGAAGGGAAGAGUGGAGUAUCUCCUCAAGUGGAAAGGCUUUUCUGACGGGGACAACACCUGGGAACCAGAGGACAACCUAGACUGUCCUGACCUCAUAGCAGAAUUCCUUAAGUCACAGAAAUCGGCUGAAUCUGGAGGCAAGAGGCGGGCCGAGUCAGACGGAGAUGGAAAGGAGACCAAAAAGCGCAAGGAUGAGCCUGAGAAACUCAGAGGUUUUGCACGUGGUUUGGAUCCUGAGAGGAUUAUUGGUGCUACAGACUCAAGUGGAGAACUCAUGUUCCUCAUGAAAUGGAAAAACUCUGAUGAAGCUGAUCUAGUACCAGCCAAGGAGGCGAAUAUUUUAUACAUCUGUCAAAGCAGGUGGUCAUUGAACGCAUGA